Acanthosepion pharaonis is the source of this 1194-nucleotide messenger RNA. The record is from the annotation of a GenBank genome assembly. Lineage: Eukaryota; Metazoa; Mollusca; Cephalopoda; Sepiida; Sepiidae.
AUGUUCUCUCUACGCUUUCUUUCUUUCGUUCUUUCUUUCUUUCUUUCUUUCUUUCUUUCGUUCUUUCUUUCUUUCGUUCUUUCUUUCUUUCUUUCGUUCUUUCUUUCUUUCUUUCUUCUACAAUUGUCACCUGCUUUAUUUCUAUUUUUUAUCAAUUUCAAAGAUACAGUUAUUUUCAUACUUUCUUUGUCGAUUCAUUCAUUCAUUCAUUCAUUCAUUCAUUCUUUUCUUUCGAAAUAUUUUCUUUAUUAUUGUCUGUUUUCUAUUUUUCUUCCUGUUCUCUUCUAUUAUUCAGUAAUUUUUUGUUGUUUUCUUUCCUUCGUUCUCUCUUUCUUUCUUUCUUUCUUUCUUUCUUUCUUUCUUUCUUUUAUGCCUGAAUUUUCUUUCUUUCUUUCUUUCUUUCUUUCUUUCUUUCUUUCUUUCUUUCUUUUUUUCUUUCUUUCUUUCUUUCUUUUAUGCCGUAAUGUUUUCGUUAUUAUUGUCAUUUUUUCUAUUCUUUUCUCCUCACCUCUCUUUUUAGUGAAUUUUCUUUCUUUCUUUCUUUCUUUCUUUCUUUCUUUUUCUUUCUUUCUUUUAUGCCUGAAUUUUCUUUCUUUCUUUCUUUCUUUCUUUCUUUCUUUCUUUCUUUCUUUCUUUCUUUUAUGCCGUAAUGUUUUCGUUAUUAUUGUCAUUUUUCUAUUCUUUUCUCUCCUCACCUCUCUUUUAGUGAAUUUUCUUUCUUUCUUUCUUUCUUUCUUAAUGAUUUUCUUUAAUAUUCCCUUUUUCUAUUCUUUUUUCUCUACUCCCUUUUCGCGAUUUUUUUCUUUCCCUUUCUUUCAUUCAUUCUUUCAUUUAUUCGUUUCUUUCUUUCUUUCUUUCUUUCUUUCUUUCUUUCUUUCUUUCUUUGACCUAAUCUUUCCUUCAUUAACAUCUUUUAUUCUGUCUUUUCUCUUUCUUUUUCACAAUCUUCCUACUGAAUUCCCCUUAUCGAAUUUUUCCCUGUCCUUUUCUCGUGUUUCGAUUUCGCGUAGUAAUUCUUUCUCCGUCUCAUCUGAUCCCAGUUCAUAUUGCGCCUCGGAAAACUCACAGCAGGCAAGACCGAACGCGAAAUGUCAAGGAAUUUUCAAACCUGAAAAUUUCCCAUCACGCUUCAGUGCUUGGACAUGGCCGCGGCUGGCGGAUAACAUCGUCGAAUCCCGACAGAAGCCGAUGUGA